GGGAGCGCGGCGCGGCGCUUCGCUGCGGGGGAGGCCAUGGCGGAACCUUCCCAGGCCUCGACCCCGGCUCCGGCCGCGCAGCCCCGGCCCCUUCAGUCCCCAGCCCCUGCCCCAACUCCGACUCCUGCGCCCAGCCCGGCUUCAGUCCCGACUCCAGCUCCCACUCCGGCACCAGCCUCCGCCCCAGCUGUAGCCCCAGCCGGGAGCACAGGGACUGGGGGCCCCGGGGUAGGAAGUGGGGGGACCGGGAGCGGGGGGGAUCCGGCUCGACCUGGCCUGAGCCAGCAACAGCGCGCCAGUCAGAGGAAGGCGCAAGUCCGGGGGCUGCCGCGAGCCAAGAAGCUUGAGAAGCUCGGGGUCUUCUCGGCUUGCAAGGCCAAUGAAACCUGCAAGUGUAAUGGCUGGAAAAACCCCAAGCCCCCCACUGCACCCCGCAUGGAUCUGCAGCAGCCAGCUGCCAACCUGAGCGAGCUGUGCCGCAGCUGUGAGCACCCCUUGGCUGACCACGUGUCCCACUUGGAGAAUGUGUCAGAGGAUGAGAUUAACCGGCUGCUGGGGAUGGUAGUGGAUGUCGAGAAUCUGUUCAUGUCUGUUCACAAGGAGGAGGACACGGACACCAAGCAGGUCUAUUUCUACCUCUUCAAGCUCCUGCGGAAAUGCAUCCUGCAGAUGACCCGGCCUGUGGUGGAAGGGUCCCUGGGCAGCCCCCCAUUUGAGAAGCCUAAUAUUGAGCAGGGUGUGCUGAACUUUGUGCAGUACAAGUUUAGUCACCUGGCUCCCCGGGAGCGGCAGACGAUGUUUGAGCUCUCAAAGAUGUUCCUGCUCUGCCUUAACUACUGGAAGCUUGAGACACCUGCCCAAUUUCGGCAGAGGUCCCAGGCGGAGGAUGUGGCUACCUACAAGGUCAAUUACACCAGAUGGCUCUGUUACUGCCACGUGCCGCAGAGCUGCGAUAGCCUCCCUCGCUACGAGACCACUCACGUCUUUGGGCGAAGCCUUCUCCGCUCCAUUUUCACUGUUACCCGCCGGCAACUGCUGGAAAAGUUCCGAGUGGAGAAGGACAAGCUGGUGCCCGAGAAGAGGACCCUCAUCCUCACUCAUUUCCCGAAGUUUCUGUCCAUGCUGGAGGAGGAGAUCUAUGGGGCAAACUCUCCGAUCUGGGAGUCAGGCUUCACCAUGCCACCGUCAGAGGGGACACAGCUGGUGCCCCGGCCAGCUACAGUCAGUGCAGCGGUUGUUCCCAGCACCCCCAUCUUCAGCCCUACCAUGGGUGGGGGCAGCAACAGCUCCCUGAGUCUAGAUUCCGCAGGGGCCGAGCCCAUGCCAGGCGAGAAGAGGAAGCUCCCAGAGAACCUGACCCUGGAGGAUGCCAAGCGGCUCCGCGUGAUGGGCGAUAUCCCCAUGGAGCUGGUCAACGAGGUCAUGCUGACCAUCACCGACCCUGCUGCCAUGCUGGGGCCCGAGACAAGCCUGCUGUCGGCCAACGCUGCCCGGGAUGAGACAGCCCGCCUGGAGGAGCGCCGUGGCAUCAUCGAGUUCCACGUCAUCGGCAACUCACUGACGCCCAAGGCCAACCGGCGGGUGUUGCUGUGGCUUGUGGGGCUGCAGAACGUCUUCUCCCACCAGCUGCCACGCAUGCCCAAGGAGUAUAUCGCCCGCCUCGUCUUUGACCCGAAGCACAAGACUCUGGCCUUGAUCAAGGACGGGCGGGUCAUCGGUGGGAUCUGCUUCCGCAUGUUUCCCACCCAGGGCUUCACGGAGAUUGUCUUCUGUGCUGUUACCUCAAAUGAGCAGGUGAAGGGCUAUGGAACUCACCUGAUGAACCACCUGAAGGAGUAUCACAUCAAACACAACAUUCUCUACUUCCUCACCUAUGCCGACGAGUAUGCUAUUGGCUACUUCAAGAAGCAGGGCUUCUCCAAGGAUAUCAAGGUGCCCAAGAGCCGCUACCUGGGCUACAUCAAGGACUAUGAGGGAGCGACCCUGAUGGAGUGUGAGCUGAACCCCCGGAUCCCGUACACAGAGCUGUCCCACAUCAUCAAGAAGCAGAAGGAGAUCAUCAAGAAGCUGAUUGAGCGCAAACAGGCCCAGAUCCGCAAGGUGUACCCUGGGCUCAGCUGCUUCAAAGAGGGUGUGAGGCAGAUCCCUGUGGAGAGUGUCCCCGGCAUUCGAGAGACGGGCUGGAAGCCAUUGGGGAAGGAGAAGGGGAAGGAGCUGAAAGACCCCGACCAGCUCUACACAACCCUCAAAAACCUGCUGGCCCAGAUCAAGUCGCACCCCAGUGCCUGGCCCUUCAUGGAGCCUGUGAAGAAGUCGGAGGCCCCUGACUACUACGAGGUCAUCCGCUUCCCCAUUGACCUGAAGACCAUGACAGAGCGGCUGCGUGGCCGUUACUACGUGACCCGGAAGCUCUUUGUGGCUGACCUGCAGCGGGUCAUCGCCAACUGCCGCGAGUACAACCCCCCGGACAGCGAGUACUGCCGCUGCGCCAGUGCUCUGGAGAAGUUUUUCUACUUCAAGCUCAAGGAGGGGGGGCUCAUUGACAAGUAGUCUCUGGCUUGGGACUGCAGCCCUGACCUGGAAUGUCUUCACCUUGGAUUCUUUUUUCGUUUUGUUUUUUUAAAGAUGACCAGUAAGGGGAUCUCAACCCUUGACUUGGUGUCGUCAGCACCACACUCAGCCAGUGAGCAAACCGGCCAUCCCUAAUAUAGGGACCUGAACCCGUGGCCUUGGUGUUUUCAGCACCGCACUCUCCCGAGUGAGCCACGGGCCGGCCCUUCACCUCAGAUUCUGAUCUGGUCCUUAGGGAUGCCCCUGGCCCAGCUCUCAGCACAAGACACUCCAGCCAGGAACUCCCCAGUCCUUUCUGGAUCCUCAGGCACUCUCAAGCCUACAGUUCUGUCCCAGCCCUCAUUUGUCUCUGACCUUGGGGAGAGGUCUCCUGGGCCUGGGGGCCCAGCCCCUUUAGAGUGGCGAGUAGCCAGAGUAUGAACCCCAACUUGUCUUUAUGGCCCCGUACCUGGUCCCCCCCAGAGCCAUGGAGGCUUGGAGUGCUGGUCUUGGCCCAAUGGGCUAUUUCCCCAAGGACCAGGACUGCUCAUUUUAGCUUGAGUGAGUGGGCUUUCAGGGUUUGGAAGUUCCAUCUGGACUGAAGGGGCCAUGCCUUGCCCUGCACUCUCUGUCAGUCCCCCAGGGAUGGGGGCCAUGGGGACCAUUCAUUGCCUGGCAUUAAUCCCUUGGAGGGAACAAUAAAGCUCUUUUUUUUAA
Messenger RNA from Cynocephalus volans (Philippine flying lemur), 3267 nucleotides. RefSeq names its product lysine acetyltransferase 2A (gene KAT2A). NCBI's taxonomy places the organism in Eukaryota, Metazoa, Chordata, Mammalia, Dermoptera, Cynocephalidae. The transcript has 18 exons. Gene Ontology annotation, biological process: positive regulation of transcription by RNA polymerase II; chromatin remodeling. The record is from RefSeq and is a predicted model, not a curated record. Gene Ontology annotation, molecular function: protein binding; histone H3 acetyltransferase activity. Gene Ontology annotation, cellular component: nucleus; ATAC complex. The coding region runs from base 37 to 2550 and encodes 837 amino acids.